Molecule: messenger RNA, 626 nt
Organism: Odontomachus brunneus
Lineage: Eukaryota; Metazoa; Arthropoda; Insecta; Hymenoptera; Formicidae
Exons: 3
Coding region: 144-584 (146 amino acids)
Biological process (GO): cilium organization
Source: RefSeq, a predicted model, not a curated record
UGAGAAUUGAGCUUCACGCUUCUCUCUGCCGGAACACAGCCAGUACUGUCAAUACUGUCAGCACUUUUUAAAAGACAAUCUUGGUAGCAUUGGAUAUGAAGGACGAAGGUUGAUAAAAAAAAAAGUUACACGUAAAACAGAAAAUGAAGACGGAAAUUAGUGAUCCGUGGCGUAGAGUAGAUACGCGAACAGUAGUGACUGACGACGAGCCAAACGAUCGUUUCGAGGACUCUUUUCUGGAUAAAAAUUUCGAUCAUAAUCGGUUAUCUGAUUCAGAACAGUAUUUGCAAAAACUAUAUUCCAGAUUGAAAGUUCUUCAGGGUGGAACUACAAAGAAGGAUCUUGUAACAUCACUAUCAAUAGUAAAAGAAGAUUGUAUUGCACGUUUAAUCAUCUCUGGAAACAAUCCUCAGUCAGAAGAAGAAAUUGAAUUAGCAUCGAAUCCUCUGAUACGGCACAUAGCUCCUCACUUACAGGCCUUAACAGCUAGCGAAUUGGUUCAUCUUUUAAAAGCAGAUGUACUUCAAGUAACCACAGAGGCUGAACAAGAACAAGAUAUUACAGAAGGAACACAAAUAAAUUAACUAUCAAUAGUGUACAAGCCAGAAAAUAAUAAUUAGUCACUA